Dermatophagoides farinae (American house dust mite) is the source of this 726-nucleotide messenger RNA. The record is from RefSeq and is a predicted model, not a curated record. NCBI's taxonomy places the organism in Eukaryota, Metazoa, Arthropoda, Arachnida, Sarcoptiformes, Pyroglyphidae.
AAAUGAAUACUAAAAUAUCCAAUUAUCAUCAUCAUCAAUGGCCAAUAUUUUCAUGAAUAUUUGUUCGAAUAUUAAUUCUUUAACAUUGAUAAUAAUUAUGCUACUAAUGAUGAUAUCGUUGUUACCAUCAUCAGUAAUGAUGAUGAAAUCCAAUGGUGGUAACAACAACAACAUACAAAUGGAUGUUGAUAAUCAUGGCACCAUUACAAGUAAUGAUUCAGAUGAUACUUGUAUUAGUAAUUUUAAAAUGAAUGCCAUAUUAUUAUUGGAUAUUAUUGGUCUAUUGUGUUUACUUUUGAUUAUUUUUCGUAAUCGUAAAAAACCAGAAUUAAAACGUUCAAUACAUGCCAUACAAACAUCAAUGAAAACAGCGGCAACAGUUGCCGCAACUGGUGGUGAACAAUUAAUGACAACAGUUUCACAGAAUACACCAAUUUCAAUCAAAUCAAGCUUUAAUCGUGCACAUAAAGCUAUUGUUUCCGGUGCAGAAUCAUUGACACAUGAAGCCGAACAAGUUGUUAAACGUGUACAAAAUCAGAUUACUACAGCCACUAACGGUAUUGUUUCUCAUCAUAAUCAACAACAACAACAACAACAACAACAACAGCAACAACAACAAACAUCACAGGCUAAACACAACUAGCCAAUUGAAUUGUAUAUGUGCAUAUGAAUGAUGAAUGGUAAAUGUGUAUAUGAAGAGAUGAUGAAUGAUGAUGAUGAGAAAAA